CGUUCUUUACUUUUUAUUUUUCUUUCUCUUUGGCUCUUAUUGAGUUAUUGUCACCUAUUUACUUCCCUAGUGUCGAGACAAAAAAUCCUCAAAGGCUCUCGUUAGUCUUCUAAAUAUAGCUACUCAUAUAUUCCUCACAACCACUACUCUCCCCCAACCAAGUCUUUUUCCUCAUCUCUUUCGCUCUUUGUUCCCACUCCCUCCCGCCACCGACAUGGCCGCCGCAGCCUUAAACCGGCUUCUCUCCACUCUUUUCUUAGCCACCGUAGUCCUGAACUUCCCUAUUGCAACAUUCUCCGACGAGCCAUGCCAGUACCCGUGCUAUCCGCCACCAAUGGGCACUGUCACGCCGACCACACCCUCGACGCAGCUACCGCCACCAUCUGCCCAAACGGGGUCAUAUUCACCUCCAGUGACUGGUGGUGGGGUCUUCCCUACGCCAUAUCCGUACAACCCUCCGCCUUAUUAUGGCGGUGGUUCUUUCGGUGCUCAGCCUCCACCGGAUCCUAUUCUUCCUUACUUCCCUUUCUACUACAAGCAACCUCUUCACCGGUCACCGGACGAUGACUCAUCGUCGGCGACGCUCGCUCUUGGUAGAUCGACUAAUAAUCUCAUCAUGAUUAGUAUCUUGUUGUUCUGCUUCUAUGUCAAUAUUAUUUAUCGUUUUCCUUAGCUAUUUUAGUUUUAUUAGCUCUAGAAAGACAAUAUAUUUUAUCUAGCUAAAGGUAGUUUUUUUUAAAUGUUGAGGGGCAAGUCUUAAUGUAAUUUAUUUAAGAGUUAAAGUGGAUUUAAAAUGUUCAAUUAUGGUUAUAGGUUGCAUAAUUGAGUUUGAAUUGUGCCUGGUUA
This is a messenger RNA of Humulus lupulus (European hop), 846 nucleotides long. Its product is annotated as extensin. NCBI's taxonomy places the organism in Eukaryota, Viridiplantae, Streptophyta, Magnoliopsida, Rosales, Cannabaceae. The record is from RefSeq and is a predicted model, not a curated record. The coding region runs from base 215 to 673 and encodes 152 amino acids. The transcript has a single exon.